AUGUCAGCUAGGUACGAUAGAGCAAUUACAGUAUUUUCUCCUGAUGGGCAUUUAUUGCAAGUCGAGUAUGCUCAGGAAGCUGUGAGAAAAGGGUCCACUGCCGUCGGAGUACGCGGUAACGAUGUAGUUGUCCUGGGUGUUGAGAAAAAGUCAGUUGCUAAAUUACAGGAGGAACGUACUGUUAGGAAAAUUUGUCUUCUUGACGAUCAUGUUGUUAUGGCUUUUGCUGGUUUGACUGCGGAUGCCAGAGUACUGAUAAACCGUGCUCAAAUAGAAUGUCAAAGUCACAAAUUGACUGUUGAAGAUGCUGUCGCAAUAGAGUAUAUAACUCGUCAUAUUGCUGGACUCAAACAAAAGUACACUCAGAGCAACGGACAAGAAGUAGCCACCGAGCGAGGUUCAAUAAAACUCGCCAUCAGAGCACUUCUUGAAGUAGUAACGUCCGGUCAAAAGAACCUGGAGAUUGCUAUCAUGCGUCGUAAUGAGCCGAUGCAAAUGCUUGACUCAGACACGAUAGGCGAGUACGUAACUGAAAUAGAAAAGGAGAAGGAAGCCGAAGCCGAGAAGAAAAAACAAAAAAAGUGA
Messenger RNA from Cotesia congregata, 585 nucleotides. The record is from the annotation of a GenBank genome assembly. NCBI's taxonomy places the organism in Eukaryota, Metazoa, Arthropoda, Insecta, Hymenoptera, Braconidae.